This is a messenger RNA of Hylaeus anthracinus, 11216 nucleotides long. RefSeq names its product RNA-binding protein Musashi homolog 2 (gene msi). Gene Ontology annotation, molecular function: RNA binding. Lineage: Eukaryota; Metazoa; Arthropoda; Insecta; Hymenoptera; Colletidae. The transcript is spliced from 4 exons. The coding region runs from base 414 to 1586 and encodes 390 amino acids. The record is from RefSeq and is a predicted model, not a curated record. Gene Ontology annotation, cellular component: cytoplasm.
AUAGAGCUCUCCUCCGCAGGCUACCCUCGAGGAGGAUAUCAAACUUAGUCGCAAAGCGUACGUUGUCGCGUGUGUUUGUUCGCGUGGCCGACACGCUAAUCGGCGUUCGUCGCGAAACGUUCACCGUUCCGCUAUCGCUGUCGCUAUCGCUUUUGCUUUUGCUUUUGCUUUUCAUUUUGCUUUUGCUUUUGCGAACGUCACGUUUACGCAGAAUCGGAUUUCGAUUGUUCGCGUACCUCGGCCGAGUCGACUAGCAGUCGAUUUUCAGUGUAAUUUGCUGAGAAACGUUGAUGGAGAAGGGCUGAUCUCGUGGCAGUGACUUGUUGAACACGGCUUACGACAAUGAGCGACGCGUCACAACCGUGAAGAGUACCAGAAGUGACAGGACGGACAGAGUGCAGCCACGAGCAUCGAUGGCGGCCGCGAGCUUUCCGCCAAACUUUUCAAACGUCGGUAUUCUGGAGAACUGCGCCAGCAUGGAGGCGACGAAUGGUGCGAUCGAGCACGAUUUCCACAAUGCGUUGGUGCCCAUAAACGGUAGCCACUCGGGUAGCUCCGGAAGGAGUACACCAAACGGAGGCGAUCCGGCUCCAGGCAAACUGUUCGUCGGCGGCCUGUCUUGGCAGACUAGCAGCGAGAAGCUCAGGGAGUACUUUGGCAUGUUUGGUACCGUCACCGAUGUUCUCAUCAUGAAGGAUCCGGUCACACAGCGUAGUCGCGGAUUCGGCUUCAUCACGUUCGCCGAGCCGGGUAGCGUGGAGAAGGUGCUCAAGUGUCCAAUCCACACGUUGGAUGGUAAGAAGAUCGAUCCGAAGCACGCAACGCCGAAGAACCGCGCGAAACAGGCGAAUCGCACCAAAAAGAUCUUUGUUGGCGGCGUCAGUCAGGAUACCAGCAGCGACGAGGUAAAGGCCUACUUCAACCAGUUCGGUAAGGUCGAGGAGACGGUGAUGCUGAUGGAUCAACAGACCAAGCGACAUCGUGGUUUCGGAUUCGUGACAUUCGAGAACGAGGACGUGGUGGAUCGCGUGUGCGAGAUCCAUUUUCAUACGAUCAAGAACAAGAAGGUCGAGUGUAAGAAGGCUCAGCCGAAGGAGGCGGUUCAGCCAGGCGCGUUGGCCUUGGGGAAAAGGGUUGUGUUGGGCGCGUUAGGCGUCCGACUAGCGCCUCAACCACCGCUUCCGGUCGCCGCAGCUUCCCAGUUAGUCGCCGCUCAAGCACAGGCCCAAGUACAAGCGGCUGCGGCCGCGGCCGCUGCAGCUCAGGUCCAGAACGCCGUCGCCGGAUACGGGAAACUGUUUGCCAGUAGCUAUCCUGCGCUUUCCGCUUACAGAUACGCGCCGUACCCGAUUCCAGCCGCGGCGGUGGCCGCUGCUGCGGCUGCGGCAGCUCCGGCUCCUGCACCCGCGCCGCCCUCGGCCGCUGCCGCGGCUGCUGCUGCUGCCGCCGCGACGCCUGCCGCCGCGGCUGCUGCCGCAGCUGCACCUGCCAAUCCAUAUCAGGGCUAUUCGCUUACCAACGUCGACAUGUCCAGCUUUCAGGGCGUCGACUGGGGUUCCAUGUACGGUAUGGGCAUGUACGUCUAAGUCUAACUCUACGUCUACGUCUACGUCUACGUCUACGUCUACGUCUACGUCUACGUCUAAGUCUAAGUCAUUCGACUCAUCGAAACCAACUCUGAUCCGAGUACGUACAGAGCACACGCUUUCACGAUUCUUGCGCGCGCUGGCCUAUACGCAUCUCCGCCUCUGCGUGCCCGCGCGCGUUAUUAAAUAUAUACAUCUAUACACACUGAUACGUAUUUAUAUACAUAGAUAUAUAUAUAUACAUGUCAGUUAACGCCAUGGUAAAAUCGAUGACGAAAUCACCGUAAAUCCUUCCGAGCUUCCGAUUCGUUCGUACCCUAUAGUCUGUUAGUUUGUUCGGUGACUCCAAAAUGCGUUUUAAUAACGCAUCUUCGAGACUCGUUUUCUGUAGAAACGAACCACUAGGCGGCAAAUCACGGUACGUCUACGCACCCAAGAUUCGCGUAGAUGAGAAGAAAUUGCGAAACGAUCGAGAAAACAUGGAAGCAUGAAAGGACGGAAGCGAGCUCUAAAAGGAUCAGAGUUGUGCGUAACGUCGAGCAGGGUAAGAGAACUUGCCCAGCCAGAAACAAAAGUCAUUCUUCUUGCGUUUAUUACUCAUCGUUAUCGCUUGUCACUUAAUUUAUUAGCGAGAGUGCAUGUCCGUGUGCGCGCGAGAAAGAAAGAAUGAGAGAUCGGUACGUAUUCGAUCGUAUCGCGUGUUUCGUUGCGAUAUCUUUUCAUCCUUGGCUCGAGUAGUCCACGAUUCAUUUUACCCACGCGAUUAUUCCACGUGUUUUGCGUUUCCAUCACACUUGGUUCCUAGUUAGAUUAGCACACUCCCUGAAACGCGAUACGGUGCGCGUUCUUUUCCGGCUUAUCGCCGUGCCCAACCGUACAUGAUAACUAACUAAUUACUUAAUUAAUUAAGCGAUAUUGGCGGCCGUAAACCACGACCGCCCUACUCUCAAGGAUCUCGACCAUAAGCAAUAAAACAGGGGAGUUAGAGAGAAAAGAGAGAAAGCUUGAAUGGGAGUGAGAGUGAGAGUGAGAGUGAGAGUGAGAGAUAGCUCUGGACGUUGUGCCGUGAACCGAGCUUGCGAACUGAAUCUACUAGCAUUACUUUCGUUCUAUCUUGGUUGUCCGCGGUUGCCCUCUUCCUUUAGAUUUAUGAUGGCGUUGCUCGUAACCAAGCGGAAUCACGCGCCUAAAAGAACGCGUCUGUUUCAAUAGCCGUACCGCGCCGCGCCGCGCCGCGCCGCGCCGCGAGUCGGCGAUCCCAACACGUCGCUCCUUUCUUCCUCUCCAGAGAACGAGGCAGAUCUCCUUUUCGUCGCGCGAUACUCCUCCGCCUCGAUGAAAGUGCCAAACGAAAACGCUGGAUCGAUCCCUCGAGGGAUCGUCGCCGAAACUCCUCCGUACCAGCUUCCAUCGGCAGCGCGCAAUCUUCUCCGUUUGUUCGUGGUUUCGCGUGUGCUUCCGCUCGGCUAUUAGCUUCGCGACGACAACAACAGGUCGAUCCUAAGGACACACUCCAAUACAUACACACACAGCUACACUUAUACGUAAACACGCAGGAUCGGUGACGCGACGAUACACGCGUACACGGAGAGACACCAUUAUGGCGAACUCGUACGAAAUAUGUACAAGAAACGCGUCGUAAUAGGAAUAGCUAUAGGUAUACAUAUAUUUUUCUCCGAGUAAUGGACGACAAUAUUUACUCCAUCGCGCGAAUAGUAGACUCGUUAAAGUUUGAACGAGAACAACGCGCGAUUAGAGCAUGCAAAACAGAGACAAACGCGUUUUUCAUGAAUGAUACUCACGUUUCUAAGUAUAGUUUGAUAGUCGCGAGCAUAGCGACUACGAAAGCGACUGCGGUAACAAGUACCCAAGAUCGAGAUUAGCUCAGCGUUACGUUAAGCGCGCCUAGUUUGUAAGUUUGAAGCAGGUUUAAGCUAGACUUUUAAGGCGUUCGUGACAAAACAAAGUCGAUACUUAAUUUAUACGAAUUCGCGCGCGCGUCACGCUCCUCUCGUUUUCGGCGAUAAAACACUACCGAGAUGGCUGCCGUUUCCGAGACAUCGAUCUUUCGCUAUUUUCCUCUCGCAAUCUUGCCAAUUCUCGCCAUCUUGCUUUUCAAGUAUCGAUCCUUGUCGUCUGAACAACCUAUCCUUCUGUUUUUCUUUCGGUUUUCUUCUUUUGCUACCUUUCUUUAUUUUCCUUUUCUUUUAUUUUUUUUUCACGUAACCGCGAUUCCAAGUACGAUUCACGGGCGUGAAAGAGUACGAGCGUAUCAGUUCGAUUGGCGUUUCGUUUAUUUAUUUGUAUAUCGAGAAUUUCGAUUAGCCUAUUUACAGAAAGUAAGUCGAACGAUCGAAAGCAUUUCGAUGGAAAUGCGAAAGAUCGACGAACAAAGGGCAGCGAAGCGAAGCGUUUUAGAAGAGAAGUCGAUAAUUAAUAAAAUGUACGUAGUCGUCGAUGGCGAGAAGAAGGUGUCGCGACGAUCCGUGCGAGAAAUUUCGAGCAAUAAGCGAUAUCCACCGAGACCUUCGAGUUGUACCGUUUACGUUUAAUGAUUGCGAUAAGCGAGAGGAGAGACAUAAAAAACAAAGGAAAACAAAAAAAAAAAGAAGACGUACGAUAAUAUGCGAAUGCGCGAAAGCCUCGCUGUUCGCUGUUCGCUGUUUGCUGUUCGCUGUUCGCUGUUUGACGAACAGACAGCAAGGAAGAAGUUUCUUCCAAACAACAAGUAAUAUUCUUUAGUGAUAUACAUCUUAAUAUACUUACUUAACGUAUAUCCUAAUCUUAACGACGACAAAGCUCGCGAGUGAUAUUUAUGACUUACACGUAAGAUGAUAUUUAGAAUGAUAAGUGGAAAGAAAGAAAGAAAGAAAGAAAGAAAGAAAGAAAGAAAGAAAGAAAGAGUAAGCGAUGACAAGUACGCCUUAAAAGAACCGCGAGAAGCAAAAACGUAAGCACGCGUGUGCGGUGAAUCUAGCGUGAGACGAUAAUUCGACUAGAGAUACCGCUUGGUGCAAACCGAAUUUUAUUUUUCGCGGUUUGCGUACUCGAUAAACGGUGCGUACUUAAAGCUAACCUUGAGGACACCCGAUAUCGAUGUAUCCUGGCCUGUCCGCUCCGCAUAUCCUAUCGAUCUUUUACUAGAGUACUUUCUUUCCCCGACUAGUAUAUCGUCAUCCCUAUCGCGGCGUUACACGAACGAGAUGUUGAGGAUUUUUUUCUUUUUUUCACGGUAUGCUAAUAAUGGUAUUUUCGCUCGAACAGACUCGAGUUAAUCGUGUCCUCUUCGUCUUGGCGCGUUCUCGUCACCAAAAGAUUCGCCGAUGCAUACUGCGCGAGCCCAAGCAACGAAUAACAAAUAAACGGAAGGAUGCGGCAUACGAUUCGAUGAACAAAUGGCAACUUUCGAUCGUGUCGAUGGAUUUUUUUGAUUAUAUCUCUGGAAUGACCUUUGAUCGUGUAUAUCCUCUUCGCCAACAUUUAUCCCGUUUCCGUAACCUCUUGAAAUUCCUUUAAUAUAUCUUUGCAAAUGAUUAUGUAUUUUAAACGCGACACACAAAACGCAUACACAAAACGCUCAGCACCCCUCACACAUACACAAAUAUGUAGACACAGUACAUAUAUGCAAAGACACAUUGCGAAUGUCGAGAGUAAUUGUUAGCGUAGCUAGUAUAUUUUGAUGAGCGCUAACCACCCAUUAGUUGAGAAUGAUCAGUAGGUGAAGCAUGCUGGUUGAAAUAUCUUUUAGAGCCGGUUAUCCUCCAUUGUUUCGUCACACCGCAUUCGUCGUUUCUUCGUAUAACUUGAAAGCACACAGUGUCUCGCUGCUCUGUCUUCUUGCUAACUUUUAACGCGACGCGCCAAGGGUAUAUUCGAUUGAACAUUUUUCUUUUUUCCACAUCUUUUCCUUUUCUUUUAUUUUAAUUAGUUUUUCGUUCUUUCGUUCGUUUAUUUCCUCGAUUACAUUUUUUCUUUUUCAUGGUUCAAAGUGUUUGUAGCGUGCAGCACUCGUCCGUUUUUACAUUUCAUGAUUUACUUGUUCGGGAAAAAGACAACGGUUAAUUAUUUACGUCGACUGUCGACGAUUCUCCAAGCAAUACGCGUCGUGCCGUUUACGACAUCCCAGUCGAUCGUAACUUUGUGCCUUGUCUUACCGUUACUUGGUAUUAUUAUCAUUAUCAUUAUCAUUAUUGUUAUGAUUAUUAUUAUUAUUAUUAUGAUUAUUAUUAUUAUUAUUAUUAGCGAUUAUUAUUAGCGAUUAUCGUCGAUCGAUUUACUCGACUUUCUCGUCAACCCCGCGUAUACGUUUCGCAAUUACCGAAACAUCGUUGCUCUUCAUCUUUCUGGUCAGCGAUUAUAUGUAUACAAAUUAGGCUCAGCCUCGAGCGCAGCGAAGGUCGCAAUGGGUUUGCACAAAUUCGAAAUUCUCGUUGCAGAGUUUCGUUCCCUCUCCCUCUCCUUCUCUUAUCCCGUAUCAUAUAUACAUAUAUAUAUUUUUUUUUUGUUUUUUUUUUUAUUUUGUUUAGCCUUAUAUUGUCUUCUGUCUAUUUUCCUAUCUGUCUGUAUGUACGUGAGAGUGUGUUUUCGUGUUGCCAUAAGCGUUGAGGGAUAUAGCCGUGCAACGAGCAUCGUCCAACGAUCGUGUCUCGAGAAAGUUUGCGCGAACCUGUUCGCUACCCGCUCGAGCGAGGCGGAUUCGUCAAUACCCAAAGGGAAACGAAUCGGACUCUGAGACCGCCGCGCGUCCGCGUCCGCGCCCACUCGCGUCCACUCUAUAUUUUAGUUGGCCAUGUAGAAGAAUAUUUUGCUCGACGAAACGUACUUAGAAAUCGCAAUCUAUUCAUCUCUGACCUUACGAUUGUUCGGAGAUUGUCUAUCGACGGAAGUUUUAUUCAUUGCCUCGUCUUUUUUCAUAAGAUUCUUUUGUCGAAGGAAUCUUCGAACAACCGACAAUGCGGUGUUUUACGAUUAUUAAUAUAGACAAAGUAGCGAUUUCAACUUAACAUUAAUUUUUCGAGCAUUAUUUUCUUCCUUGAUGCACCACUCUUCGACGCGAAAAAUUUCUUGAAAAACGGACGCGUGCACGUACAUUUAUUUCCAUGAUCAUCGGCCGUAAACUAGAGAGCGAAUGAAAGAGACGGGAGAGAGAGAGAGAGAGAGAGAGAGAGCACAACUUAGCAGGAAUACGCGGGGCGGCGAACACGAAAAACGACAAGUAUGACAUAGUUUAGUUCGAUGCUUAGAUGAGUUGCCAAUAAAGUAGUUGGUUUCAAACUUGUAGCUAACCUGUAUAUUGUGUACCUAUUUUGUAUACUCUGACCAGCUCCCGUUCGUCCUAUGCUGAUCCCCUCCUUUUUUUCGUAACAAACACUUUUCCUUCCGUAUACAUAUAUAUAUAUAUAUAUCCUCGCUAACUGUAUUUCUUUCGUAUUUUUAUCUCUGGCAAAAGUAAUUUAUCUGUGUUUUUCAUUUUGGUGCUGUGUAAUACUACGCUAUUCUCUCGCUCAUUCAUAUACCCGUAUAUAUGCAUUGUUUAUGUUUCCUCGUAUACCCCACUCAACUUGGAUCUAAAGUGUUUAUAUUGUAUCUUUUGUACGAAUCGUGAUACACGCUAUUCUAGAGCGUAUAUCGAUUAUUUUUCCAUUUAUUUCUUCUUCUACUCUGUUUCAUUUUUUUCUUUCUUUUCUUCCUCUCCUUUUUUAUGUUAUUUUAUGUGAAAAAAAUUUGUUUGCAACUUUUUCAUUCGUCAGCGGUGUCGAAGGUUGGCGCAGCCGUUGGUGCCGGAGGCGCGCCACCGCGGGCGCAUCGCUAAUUGGCUGAUUAAUAUUAAGCUGUAAUUAGCCUCGUUAACCCCGGUGGGCACUCGUUUCGCGACGCUCUCUGAUUGGUCGGAACACGGCCCCUGCGUGCCCUUCGGCUCAAAGCCAGCGCGCGCCGCGCAUCGAGGACCUUUCUCGCGCGAUUCCAAUCGUAUCUCGCGUCGUUUACGAAUCGCCGAUAACAAAUAACGAGUUUCGUCUAAUCUCGGUAAAAGGUCAAAAGUCUGCUCGCCAACUAGAUCUACAUGUAGUCUCGUCAAGUUUCGAACGCGCGACUAGGAUUUAAUCGCGAAACAAACAAGCUGAGAAAGGUGUGACACGAAUCGAAAUACGAAAAGGUCUUGGACACACCGAACAGAGAAGCGGAUAACGGGUUGAAACAUUCCAUUAAAUCAUCAAGAAACAAACCUCUUUGUUUCGUGUUCUCAACUACGUACGAUACGAUACGAUACAUAGAAACAAAGCGGUUUCCGAUGAACGCGUUAACGGGAAAAAUGGCCAUUCCUAUCGAAAGGAAGGACGGUGUGCACUCCGCCGGCACUCAUAGGCAAAACUCUUUUCUAACAUUUCUUCCUCUUUCCUGUCGCCCCAUGUUGCUUCUUAAGCGGUCCAAGACAACCAGAGGAAUUGUUGUAGCGCAUGCAUUUUAGCUAGAGUAUCCCAGGCGCGCUCUAACCAGCAAGUAAGAGUAAAUUUUAAAAUUAAAUUUCGAUAUGUACACAGUUUUUUCUCCGCCAAGACCCAACAGGCUCCUUCUUUCGCGGUCGCUCAAUCUUUUUGCUGCCAAAGUGAACGACGAUUCGCAAUUUUAACUUUGAUUUACCCUGGAAUAUAUAAUACGAUAAUAUAAUAUACCUACGUCUUGUCGAACUUUGGCAGUUGAAAGAUGAGAAUUUUGAGCAAUCGAUGGAAGAAUCGUUACUUGGUUUUCCCAUUCCUCCGAUAUCCCGAAGAGUACGAAGGCUCGGCUUACCACCUCUACGUCCUUUUAACCUUUUGCGAAUGGACCGGUAAUUUAUUAAUUUCGAUCGAACAACAAAAUUAACCACAUGGAACGAUGUUAUUAUCGAAUAUUGAAAAGUCGAUUGAUGGCGUACGAGGCAAACAAACCCGCUGACCUGCCGAACAACUAGAGUCCAAGCGCAAAGGAUUGACGAGACAAGUGUGUGCGUUUUGCCGCUUGCCGAUUUCAGAGCCGUUCGGUUGCCGAUAAAAGAAUAGCUGACCGCGACUAGCCUGAUCGGAUUGCGAUCGAAUCCAACAGAAUCUGAACAGACUUUACUCGAUCCAAAAACCCUUUUUGCACGUACGCUCGAUCAAAGGAACGAGCAAAGACACCUGGCAUCGCAGCACGGAGAAAGAUAUGUUCCGGUUUCCAGAAAUUCGCGGGAAUCGAUCGCGAGAGACCUCUCCGAAUUACGUAGAUCGAGAGAGAUUUAAAAAUUGUUCGCUAGAGACGCGAAAACCUUGCCUUCGAAACGAUUCGAGAUGAAUAGUUGACGAUCAUAGGGAUCGGUGUACAUAUCGUCGAAUUGUCAUAGUUUGGUACGAGUUGUACAAUAGGUUGUAGAUGGUUUUGUACGUAGGUUGCGCGCUGUGAUUCCUCUCGUGUUGUGUCGUUGUUCUCGCGAAAACGAGCAGCAAGAAAAACGUAAUACGAUAUAAUAAAUGUAAGAGACAUUUUUUUCGCGUAGCUGGACCGAUUCGAUCAACGUUUAACUAGUCUCGCGUGAGCAAUCAGAAUUCUUUCAGCUGCAUCGAGCGAAGCGUAAGACAUAUCGAUAACCUCCGACAUAUCAUUUUACGAUUUAUCAAGAUUUCAGUCGACUCGAGUCGACUAUAAUAUUUCGCGAUUUCGUACCGACACGACGGAAAACGGAAAACGGAAAAGAUACGCGUUCGUUUCGUUCUGCUUUCUCCGUGCAGUUGGGGGCGCCACUCUUUCCUUAGUUUUACGAUCUUCGAUUCGACAGAACCCGAGUGCCUUAUUCGAUCUCCAUGUGCCCCCAUCGUGUAUUCCCAACCCCGAGACCAAACACCCUUCGAAAUUCGAACGAAAAUAUCUCAACAACUAAAGAAACGAUACACAGAGAUACAGAGAGUGAAAAAUGUAAGAGAAAAAGAUAAGCAAGACAGCGAAAAGAAAAACAGCAACUAUUCCGAUGCAUAUUAAUUCCCAUUUAAUAGGUAGAGUAGAGUUGAGAAGGUUGAUCGCUAGAGAAGGCAAGAGAACCGCUACCACGAAUUCGGAUCCGAGACCUGCCGACCAUCGCGACUGAGAAACAGGUAAGACAACUUUCUUCUUUUUUCUCUCUCUUUUCUACCCUUAUGUACUCGAUGUACAGAGUGGUUUAACAGGCAUCUUGGUACAGCCAAACAAAAUUUAAAGAAAAAUUUUCGAUUCGAUUCGAUUCGAUUCGGCCAACUGUUUCCGACUGUACCACGAGGUUUCAUCCACCCUGUGUAAAUAGGACACCUAUACAAAUUAUCCUCUUAUACAUGUACACGCAUCGUUCCGUAGAUUUUUACAUAAUUAGAUGCGAUAGACGUUGCGAGAUUUAGCGUGUUAGUUGCGAGCAUUGGGUACCACCGCUUUCGUGGUAUAGAGGACCGACGAAUCAUAUGUGUAUCACCCUACCGCACGCAUCAUAAUACGUAGUAAAUGUUGGUAGUUGUUACUAGCAGAGCUAAGAUUUGUCGAUGGUGUAGGCGUAGUAUCAUAAUUCCACGCAUAAUACAGACAUUUUUUUGAGCAAUGCAGGAAAGCCUCGGGAUCGAGAAAACUGCUGCUUCCUAACAAUAUCUUUUUCCUUUUGGUACGCAAACAGAUCGUGUCGUGUUGCGUUGCUUAUUUUACGUCACACUUUCUAUUCUCUAUUUUCUAUUUUCUAUUUUCUAUUUUCUAUUUUCAAGUUGUAGUCGUAUUCUCGCUUUAAUUCUUUUUUAAUAACACUCUCGACCGAUACGAUCAAGUCGAUCGAGAUCUUGCAACAUCUUUUUGUCUCUCGGCCGCGACACUGGAUACGUAAUACGAUGUUACGCUUCGUUUACGAGUUUUUCACGCGGAAACGUUCAAAUUGAUAAGCGAUAGCGUCUUCUUCUUUUUCUCUCUUCCCGAAGUUUUCUUGUUAACCAAACUUUGAAAUCAACGAGAAUCGAAUUACAUCGUAUUUCAUUUCGUCCUCUCGCCUCGUAACGUGCCUCUUGCAUCGGGAAUUGAUCACCGAAUGAAUCUCUUUCGGCAUAUUUCUCGUUUAUCUCGAGCUUAGGCGAUGAUUGAAACGUCCCCGUCGCGACGUUUCCACAUGGAAGGCUACGUGCCAACGAUAUCAAACUUGCAAUAGAAAAGAGCUGCAUCGUGCAUGAGUAAUGAUUUUUACCUGUAUUACUAACACGUUUCCGAACGAUUAUCUCGUAUUGGUAAAUAAAGAAACGGCUCGAAAGUUGAAAGUCCAAAAAGAAUCAUGGAAAUUGAAAGUGUUGGGAAACAUUGCUCGAUCAAAAAUCUCGAAUACAGGCGCGAGUCGUUGUUUGCGCGACCGCGACCACGACCGCGACCGCGACCGAUCUACCUAUAUCGUAUAAUCGAGCGUUUUUUAUUUCACAGUAGAUGCGGUGAAUUAGCAAACGUGAUACGAGACAGUCGUGCCGUAAAGAGGCAAAGCGAGGCCUUACGUAGUCGCAUGUGUGAUUUGAACGGUAACAGAAACAGAGUGAAACAAGUAUACGUAUAACGUUGUAAAUGUUGAUCUUUGUAAUGGUUCUCACCACUACUGCCAUCACCGCCACCCGCCACCCGCCACCCGCCACC